AUGGAAUAUUUUCAUUACUAUCGUAGUUGGAUGUACGAUAGAACGUAUCCAGGAAGACGUGGACUUAAACCGAACUUUGAGGAAGGAGUUAAAGGGUUUAUCACAUGGGCUUUCGCUCAAGAAUGUUGUCUAAGCGAAGGAGGAGUAAGAUGUCCUUGUCUAAAAUGUGAAUGUAGACCUAUAAUUAGUGACCCGGAGGAAGUAGAACGUCAUUUGAAGAGAAGGGGUUUCAUUAAAAAUUACUGGGUUUGGACAUAUAAUGGAGAACAGUUGCCGAGUAAUGUACAAAGGACUACGACUACACAUGCUUCUAGCAGUCGAUCACAUAUGGAACAUCGGGAAGAAUUUAGUUUGAUCAGUGACAUGGUUGGCGAUGCUUUUGGGGUUAACGUGACCUAUGAUGAACCUCAAGACUUCGAUCAGGAAGAGUUGCCGAAUGAGGAAGCUCAAAAAUUUUAUCAAUUGUUGCAAGAAAUGAAUACGCCGUUGUUUGAAGGGUCGUCAGACUCAAAAUUAUCGAUGUGUGUGAGAUUAUUGGCCGCCAAGUCCAAUUGGAAUGUUCCUGACCGGUGUUUGGAAUUCUUUGCAAAAAUGAUGUUGGACGCAACUCCUACGAAAGACAACCUUCCCACAAGUUUUUAUGAUGCAAAGAGGUUGGUGUCGAAAUUGGGUUUAGAGGUAAGAAAGAUUGACUGUUGCACUAAUGGUUGCAUGUUGUUUUACGAUAAUGAGUUUGGUACUAAUGAUGGAUCGUUGGAGGAAUGUAAGUUUUGUAAGAGUCCGAGAUACAAAGUUCGCAGUAAAGCCAUUAACCGUAAGCAAAAACAUGUGGCAGUGAAGUCCAUGUUUUAUCUGCCGAUCAUACCAAGGUUAAAAAGAAUGUUUGCUUCAAUGCAUAGUGCAAGUCAAAUGACAUGGCAUCAUACAAACCAAACAAGUUCGGGCACAAUGCGACAUCCAUCUGAUGGUGCGGCAUGGAAGCACUUCGAUAUGAUACAUCCUGAUUUUGCAGCAGAACCUAGAAAUGUCAGACUUGGACUAUGCUCUGAUGGUUUUACUCCAUAUAUCCAAGCGUCUGGAAGUGGAUAUUCUUGUUGGCCAGUUAUUGUUACCCCUUACAACCUCCCUCCUGAGAUGUGCAUGACAAAACCAUACAUGUUUUUGACUUGCCUCAUUCCAGGUCCAAAGAGUCCAAAAGCUGGAAUAGAUGUGUAUUUACAACCUUUAAUUGAUGAUUUGAAGAGGUUAUGGAUUGGAGAAUGGACUUAUGAUAUAUCUUGCAAACAAAACUUUACUAUUAUCAUAUAG
This is a messenger RNA of Lathyrus oleraceus (garden pea), 1308 nucleotides long. RefSeq lists its product as uncharacterized. NCBI's taxonomy places the organism in Eukaryota, Viridiplantae, Streptophyta, Magnoliopsida, Fabales, Fabaceae. The transcript has a single exon. The record is from RefSeq and is a predicted model, not a curated record. Bases 1 to 1308 code for a protein of 435 amino acids.